Pediculus humanus corporis (human body louse) is the source of this 156-nucleotide messenger RNA. RefSeq lists its product as uncharacterized. The record is from RefSeq and is a predicted model, not a curated record. The coding region runs from base 1 to 156 and encodes 51 amino acids. The transcript is spliced from 2 exons. NCBI's taxonomy places the organism in Eukaryota, Metazoa, Arthropoda, Insecta, Psocodea, Pediculidae.
AUGUUCCCAUGGUCGGCGGAUGAUGAUAGGAGGCCACGACUUCGUCGGCAUUCUAGAAAAAAUGAUGAAAAAAAAGAUGACAUAUUAGCCGCUUGGCACGAAGAAGGACGUUAUAUUCCGAACAUUCUAGUUUUUAAAUUUCAAAUAAUUAAAUGA